Symphalangus syndactylus (siamang) is the source of this 2112-nucleotide messenger RNA. RefSeq names its product mitochondrial ribosomal protein L49 (gene MRPL49). Gene Ontology annotation, biological process: translation. Gene Ontology annotation, cellular component: ribosome; mitochondrial large ribosomal subunit. Lineage: Eukaryota; Metazoa; Chordata; Mammalia; Primates; Hylobatidae. The record is from RefSeq and is a predicted model, not a curated record. Gene Ontology annotation, molecular function: structural constituent of ribosome.
AGUCCUAGCUCCGCCCCUUUACGCUCGCACUGGCGAACCUGCCUGGGCAGGCAGCUCGAGCAGGAGGGGGCGGGACCAGACAGCUGCGCGCACAGAAGGCUGGCGUAGCAGGUAAAGAUGGCAGCUACCAUGUUCCGGGCUACGCUGCGGGGAUGGAGAACCGGUGUCCAGCGGGGCUGCGGGCUACGGCUGUUGAGCCAGACCCAGGGCCCUCCAGAUUACCCCAGCUUUGUGGAGUCUGUGGAUGAAUAUCAGUUUGUGGAGCGCCUGUUACCGGCUACCAGGAUCCCAGAUCCCCCAAAGCAUGAACAUCAUCCUACCCCUAGUGGCUGGCAGCCUCCCAGAGACCCCCCACCCAACCUGCCCUACUUUGUACGACGCUCUCGGAUGCACAGCAUCCCUGUCUACAAGGACAUCACGCAUGGCAACCGGCAGAUGACUGUGAUCCGGAAAGUGGAAGGGGACAUCUGGGCCUUGCAGAAAGAUGUGGAAGAUUUUCUGAGCCCGCUGCUGGGGAAGACACCUGUCACCCAGGUCAAUGAGGUGACAGGUACCCUACGGAUCAAGGGCUACUUUGACCAGGAGCUUAAAGCCUGGCUCUUGGAGAAAGGCUUCUGAGGCCCAGCUGAUCAGCCUGCAUGUCAGCGUGCCCUGUGGAUCAAGUCUAGGGGGCCUCAGGAGGAGGGAGGUGGGUGUUGGAGCCCCUGAGACAGGGGAUACAGAAACUCAGGCUAAAGGACCUUGGGGUCAGGCCUUGCUUGCAUGAAGGAGAAAACGACCCUAUGUACAUGCUGGGGGAGAGUGCCUAAUGUGGGAGACCAAAUAGGAAUAACCAGGCUAAUGGGGGGCGUCAGCAGCUUUCUCUCCCUCCUAUCUUGGCCUGUUCUUUUUUGUUUUUUUGAGACGGAGUCUCACUCUGUUGCCCAGUGUGGAGUGCAGUGGCAUAAUCUUGGCUCACUGCAACUUCCCACCUCUGGGAUCAAGUGAUUCUCCUGCCUCAGCCUCCUGAGUAGCUGGGAUUACAGGCGCCCACCACCACAGCCUGCUAAUUUUUUUAUUUUUAGUAGAGAUGGGGUUUCACCAUGUUGGUCAGGCUGGUCUCAAACUCCUGACUCGGAAGUGAUCCGCCCACCUUGGCCUCCCAAAGUACUGGGAUUAUAGGCAUGAGCCAUGUGCCUGGUCCACCUUGGCUUGUUUUGUUUUCCUUUCCUUGGGCUCAGCAAUUCAAAUUCUAGUUGUUAUUUGGUGGAAGCAGUAGCCCAACCCCAGUUUAGGGGAAGGUAGCACAGGGCAGAGCCACUGGGCACUUUGUUUCCUUAACCCUCCAAAGCUCACUGUUGCAAACAUCCCCAAGCCUUUGCUCUAGGGCAGAUCUUGUUUGGUGCAGGUUAUGGAGAACACAGAUGACUCGGGCAUGGGUCUUGGAGAUCUUCUGUUCAAAGUACAGUGCUGGCACUGGGGCACAGAGUGCCCACGUUAGCCCCGGGCUCUGAUAGAGGUAGGAGGCCCAUUCUUGGUCACUAUUCCAUUGCAGACCAGACUUGCUGGCCUGACCACAAGGGAGUGGCUGGGAACUCAACAGCCAGCAUAGGGCCAUCCCCACCAGCCUCCUGACCUGGAAUCAAGGCUAGGGAAGGGUUGCUGGCAGGAAUAUGCUGACCUUUCAGCCUGCCAUCCCAUCCCAACCCCAGCUCACUAGCCUUCAUAUAUGCCUCAUACUUGGAGUCACAGGGGCCAAAGGCCUGAGACCCCACCCUACCCCCAAACUGGCUAAGACAGCUUUCAGUUCCUGGCUCCCCAACUUGGUCUCUACCCUGAGGCAGGGCACUGAACUCUGGGCUGCUUCUCUAUGUGUAAAAUGGGCACAUCUUCCUAAUCUGUUAAUGGUCAAUGGUGUCCCCAAGGAUAGUGCUGGCUUCCAUGGAAACCCUCACUCCUGGAGAUUCCAUUCCAUUCUCAAGUGUACAGCCACAGCAAGGAGCCCGACACUGAUUUGAUUGAUUCUGUGACACAAACCCCACCAAUUGUUAAUGCAAGUUUUUAUUUGGCUGUAUAUACAAUUUAAGCUAUUAAAAUUUGUACAAUAUUUACAAAUUAAAUAAUCAUCUGAAA